This is a messenger RNA of Anisakis simplex (herring worm), 240 nucleotides long. The record is from the annotation of a GenBank genome assembly. Lineage: Eukaryota; Metazoa; Nematoda; Chromadorea; Rhabditida; Anisakidae.
CGAGUUCUCCUGAAACGUGGUGGCGCUCGAGCGUUUGGUCCUCGACUGAGUUUGGAUGAUUUCGAAUCGUAUUUGUAUCCAGCGAAACGUUUCGGUUCCCUAUCACCCUACUAUUUCUAUCAACAACCCAAACGUGGCGGAGGACGAUCCUUCAACUCAUAUUGGGAACCACCAAGCGGUUAUCCAAGUUAUUUCUCGUUCGGUUUAUUCCUAUUGCUUCGGCUCUUCGCUCGAGAUUGA